Molecule: messenger RNA, 2742 nt
Organism: Myxocyprinus asiaticus (Chinese sucker)
Lineage: Eukaryota; Metazoa; Chordata; Actinopteri; Cypriniformes; Catostomidae
Product: D(2) dopamine receptor-like
Exons: 8
Coding region: 62-1471 (469 amino acids)
Biological process (GO): adenylate cyclase-activating adrenergic receptor signaling pathway
Cellular component (GO): presynaptic membrane; glutamatergic synapse
Molecular function (GO): dopamine neurotransmitter receptor activity, coupled via Gi/Go; G protein-coupled receptor activity
Source: RefSeq, a predicted model, not a curated record
UGAUAAGAGAUGCGCGUGGAAGAUCCAGCUAAAUGACAGUCUGUGUGCUCGGAGUAGCUUCAUGAUGCCUCUUCUCAAUGUGACGGAAGACACCGGCCCCAGCACGAACCCGACCCCUUAUUCGUCAUCAUCUCUGUCCUUCAUCACGUACUCCGCCCUCCCAUCAUCCCUGUCUCCGUUUCUUCCGCAGUCAAACUGCUCCGUGUCUCCUGCUCCCUCCUCUCAGCCGUAUAACUUCUACGCUGUUUUGUUGGUGCUGCUGAUCUUUUGCGUAGUGUUUGGUAACGUGCUGGUGUGCAUGGCCGUGUCACGAGAGAAAGCUCUUCAGACCACCACCAAUUACCUCAUUGUAUCUCUGGCUGUGUCAGACAUGCUGUUGGCGACACUGGUGAUGCCCUGGGGCGUUUACCUGGAGGUUGUGGGUGAAUGGAGGUUCAGUCGAAUCCAUUGUGACAUCCUGCUCACCCUCGAUGUGAUGAUGUGUACCGCCAGCAUCCUCAACUUAUGUGCCAUCAGCAUCGACAGGUACACGGCUGUGGCGAUGCCGUUACUAUAUUACACGCGAUACAGCUCCAGGAGAAGAGUCGCGCUGAUGAUCGCUGUCGUCUGGUUCCUUUCGUUUGCCAUUUCCUGUCCGCUGCUGUUUGGUCUCAACAACACAGCCAGUCAGGAAGGAAGAGACUGCAGUUUUGCCGACCCUGCAUUCGUGGUCUACUCAUCUGUCGCUUCCUUCUACGUUCCCUUUAUUGUCACUCUGCUGGUGUAUGCGCAGAUCUGCGUGGUACUGCGCAGACGUGGCAGACGCACUGCACCUUCACGCAGACACGGCCUUCACCCUGAGCGCCGAGACGGACAGAGACCACGCAAGAAUAAGUGCACUCAUCCUGAAGAUGUCAAGUUGUGUACUUUAAUCAUAAAACCUCCUACGCCGGCUCCGCAACGCAAGAAAGUGACACUUGUGAAAGAGGCCGUGGUUCAUCCGCUGGAAGUAGAUCCGGUGUGUUUUCUGGGUCAGGAGAGAGAGCAGAUGCAGACGCAGAUCCCUGGAUGUGCUAAAAUCUCCCUCUCGCUGUCUGUGGCCCCGAGUCCCACUCGCCCCUGCUCGGCCUCGGGCCCUCGCAGGGCCACAUUGCAGGAGAGCUUAAACGCCCGUCAGGGAUGGAGGGAGAGGAAUUCAGAAAGAGACAAAGGAGCCGCAGUGAAGGAGAGAGUGAGAGGACGACUAUCACAGCAGAAAGAGAGGAAGGCCACACAGAUGUUGGCCAUUGUUUUGGGUGUGUUCAUCGUAUGCUGGUUGCCAUUUUUCCUCACUCACGUGUUGAAAGCUCACUGCGGCAGCUGUUGCAUCUCUCCAUCGCUCUACAGCGCAGUCACAUGGCUGGGUUACCUGAACAGCGCUGUCAACCCCGUCAUCUACACCACCUUCAACAUCGAGUUCCGCAAAGCCUUCAUUAAGAUCCUGCACUGUUGACGAACCAUGCGACAAAAGAGCAAAUUACUCAAUGAGAGAAUCUUGUGACAGCGAACGCUUGAAGCACAGGAUGUAACAAUUCUUCUAAAAAAGACAAACCGUUUGAAAAGGCAAAGACAUCGACUUUUGUGGAUAUCAUUAUUGUGUGAAACUGUUGUGAUCUGCAGAUGUAUAGUUACUCUAUUGAUUACAGAACUGUGACAUCAGCAAUAGGGCCAUCUUCUGAGAAAUACUGUAUUAUAAAUCAUGAUUUUUUACCCUGUAGGAAAAUGACUGACUGAUGCUUUUGGCAUCACUAAAUGCAUAACUUAAAGAUGCAGAACUUAAUGUGAACAUACAUUUCAUGAAAUAUAUUUUAUGUGGUUAUGCAAACAUGUAUAUUAAUUCUUGGCCAACACAUUGCAAGCGCACGGUCCCAUUACACACAUAAUUGCAUUUUUGCUAUAGCGUCCCUUGAGGCAAUUCUGAGACUUGUGUUGCAUUAUGAAUUACGCUCUGACAUGUUUUCGAAGUGCAAUGAUGCACAAAAUGUAGCUUGCAUUGAUAAAUACUUUGCACUGGGUGAAGUAUAUUUCAGGCCUAAUUUGGUGAAAAGAAACAAUCCACUAUCCAGCCAGUGCAAGCCAGGGUUAUCAACUGGCCAGCAGCCUCGGACCUUGAGCUGCAAGACCAAAAUCGAUCUGCGUUCCCACCAUCGGGCCAAUAACUGUGCAGCAUUGCCCAAACAAACGCCCUUAAUAAGUCAUUUCUUUGGGCACCGCUUUGUCCAAUGGAUUUGUACUGUGCCAGCAUAUCUAUUUGUUUUCUGAACCUGUACCGUUGUGCGCUGGAUACACAACCUGGAAAGUUCGGCGAAACUCUGCCUUUGACAUUGAACACACCUCAAUCCCCGGUUGGCCUUGUUUGGCCCAAGGGCAAUCGGUGGGCCAAAGGCCAUUGGCUAUUGGCUCAGAGAAAGUCCAGAGGAGGCACGAUGAAGCCCCAAAAGUGACAGUGGGAACGCAACUGGCCAUGGCACGCACUAGCACGGACUGAUAGUGGAAACGCGGCUACUCAGUGCAUAUCAAUGAUUUUAAGAUAAUAUCAGUUAUCACUUUUGGGAUCACGACACCUUCAAACCUUUGUCACCUGAAAGAGCACUAUGGCUUAAUGCAUCUGAAGCACACGUGUUAACUACUCGCAAAUGGCUUCGAUCAGUUUACGCAUCUUUACGCUGUCCCGAUAAUGAUUUGAAAUAUACUGAUGCACCAUGAUUGACCACCUGCAGUGGA